Messenger RNA from Drosophila rhopaloa, 533 nucleotides. Its product is annotated as cuticle protein 16.5. Bases 51 to 533 code for a protein of 160 amino acids. Lineage: Eukaryota; Metazoa; Arthropoda; Insecta; Diptera; Drosophilidae. The transcript is spliced from 2 exons. The record is from RefSeq and is a predicted model, not a curated record.
UCUCCCUUUCAAGCGACACAAGUCGAAGAAGCCAACUACCAACUACCAAAAUGUUCAAAUUGUUCGUUCUCGCUGCUCUUCUGGCCGUGGCUGCCGCCAAGCCUGGUCACCUGGCUGCUGCUCCUCUGGUCUACAGUGCUCCUGCCACCACCGUCGUCCAGGAACCCGUUCUGGCCAAGGUUGGAGCCGUGGUGAAGAGCGUCCCCACUGCCGUCUCCCACCAGAGUCUCACCCAGGUGCACAGCAGCCCGGUGGUCGAGGAUGUGGUUGCCCCAGUGGUCAGGACCACCGCUGUCCACUCCGCUCCCGUGGUGGCUGCCGCUCCGAUUGUCAAGACUGUGGCCCCCGUCGCCUACUCCGCUCCUCUGGCCUACUCCGCCCCGGUGGCCUACUCCUCGUACUCCUCCCCCCUCACCUACUCCGCCCCCCUGAGCUACUCCGCCCCCGUGGCCUACUCCGCACCCCUGUCCUACGCCGCCCCCGCCCCCCUGCUGCACCAAGCCCCCCUCACCUAUGCCGCCAGCUCCUGGUAA